AAUUUAGCUGGGGUGAGGCCUACGCCCUAAUAAGUCAAAGUUACAGUAAAAUUUGUUUCUUUUGUGUGACAUUCUUGGUACUAUGUCUUGUGAGGUCGACACUUCUUUGGAGAUACUUUUUAAAAAGUUUCGCGUUAGAAAAUCUCGGUUACCAGCGGUAAUCAUAGCCAGGUGCGAUUUGCUAACCAAAAAAAUUGUCUUUGAAGAAGCAUAUGAAGAAAAAUCUCUAAAUGAAAUUAAAGAUUAUCUACCCGAAAGGGAGCCCAGGUUUCUGGCCUACACUUUUUUGUUUAAACACGAAGAUGGAAGGAUUUCACAACCUCUGGUUUUUAUUUAUGUGUCCCCGUUUGGCUGUAAGCCAGAACUGCAAACAUUGUACUCCACCUCAGUGCGUCCCUGUUUAGAAAGCUUAAAGUUGGCAAAGUGUUUUACCGUCAGAGAAAUCGAGGAGAUUUCUGACGACUGGUUAAUGGGGAUGUUUAUUUUUACGAGUAAUAUCGUCAACUUACCCGCACCGUGCGCCUACCCAGGGUUCGUUUGCAAGUUCUUAAGUCCACUGAUGGUUAUAGUCCUUCUAACACAUGCAAAAGAAACAGUAGUGGCAUUCCGGAAAAGACUACAAGUCGCUCCAGCCUUAGAUGCCAUGCAACGUCUCUGCGCAAAAAAUAUGGUGCACCGGUCAUAUGCCGCAGAAGUGUAA
Molecule: messenger RNA, 700 nt
Organism: Zophobas morio
Lineage: Eukaryota; Metazoa; Arthropoda; Insecta; Coleoptera; Tenebrionidae
Product: glia maturation factor beta-like
Exons: 8
Coding region: 83-700 (205 amino acids)
Biological process (GO): negative regulation of Arp2/3 complex-mediated actin nucleation; actin filament debranching
Cellular component (GO): actin cortical patch
Molecular function (GO): Arp2/3 complex binding; actin binding
Source: RefSeq, a predicted model, not a curated record